CGCACUCAACAUGGCGACAGCGCUGUUCCACCAGGGCGCUUGAGCAGCGCGCAGGCGUCAUAUUCCACUCCAGUCAUGGCGGCCCCGGGACAGGCGGUAGGCAGCGGGGCUGUGGAGACGUGCGGUCUGGACCAGAUUCUGGAAGGGUUGAAAUUGCUGUUGAGCCCGGGAGGAUCAGGCUCAAGUUCCUUACAGAUUACAAAGCAUGAUAUCUUAUUGGCUACUUUAAAAUCUAAUCUGUCUGCCUUGGAGGAUAAACUUCUGAAGGAUCCUCAGUGGAAGAAAUUGAAACUACUAAGAGAUGAAAUUGUUAAUAAGGCAGAAUGGCCACAAAACUCUGUGGACAUCACUUGGAGUUUUACCUCUCAAGCCUUGUUGUUGCUGUUGUGCUUGAAGGAAACCAUGAUCCGCCUUGCAGCUGCCUUCAAUCCAGGUAAACCCAACCCUAGGACUCCAGAAGUCGCUCCUGCCCUAAGCCCUGAUACACUUAGUAUCUCACAACAGAAGAUGGUCCAGUCCAUUUUACAAUUUGUAGUCAUUUGGGGUGUCUGUCCCUAUCUGAUGCCUGGUGUUGGAGUUCCUUUGAGAUAUAGGACUGAGUUUGGUGCCGUUGUUCAAGACGUCGUGCGUUUGGAUGUUGCUCCCCAUGCAACCCGGAGACUGUAUACCAGCUGCAAGGCCCUCCUCAGUGUUGGGCAGCACAAAUCUCUUGGGAGCUUGAUUUUCUGUCGCCACUUUGGGGAUAUCGCAGCAGGUCUGUGCCAGCUGGGAUUCUGCCCAACCAAAAAACCACUAACACCCAUGGAAGAGGUUUUAACUGAAGAGGAAAGGACUGUAUCCAGGGGGGCCUUGAGAGACCUCUUGGAUCAAGUGUAUCAACCAUUGGCUGUCCGUGAAUUACUUAUCCUCCAGGGAGGACCUCCCCAGUCCUGCACAGAUGUGAAGACACAGCUUAGAUGUCGGGCCCCAGCUUGGCUUCGGCGUCUGUGUGGGCAGCUGCUCUCAGAAAGGUUAAUGAGACCCAGUGGUGUUCAGGCAGUAGUCCGGGGCAUUUUGGAAGGAGCAGGCGCUGGAGCAGCUGGCGGAAGUGAUGCUGAGGCAACAGCUGCUGACUGGAAGAAGUGUGACUUGAUUGCAAAGAUUCUGGCCGCAUGUCCCCAGCAGUCUCUUUCACCAGAGAGUUACUACAGGAACAUCUGUCCCCAGAUUUUGGAUUUAUUUCAUUUUCAAGAUAAAUUGACAGUACAGCAAUUUCAAAGAGUCUCUACCACUACCUUUAUAACUAUGUCGAGAGAACAGCCACAACUGGCAGCAAAGUAUUUGCUUCAGCCAAUGUUAGCUCCUCUUCAUCGAUGUUUGAAUACAGCAGAGGUUCCAGAGAAUGAUAUAGUACCAGGAACCAUUUUGGUGUCAGAAGAAGAACUUAGUAGAUGUAUUGAAGAUGUGUUUAAGGUAUAUGUGGUCGGGAAUGAGCCUCUAACAGUGUUGCUGGAUUCCCUGCUUCCGGUCCUGGGAGUGCUCUUUUCUCUCUACUGUUUUACCAAGCAGAGUGUGUCUCAUAUAAGGUCAUUUUGCCAAGAGAUCUUAUUAUGGAUUCUGGAAAAACUGGAAAGGAGGAAGGCAAUUUCCAGCCUGAAAGGCUUUGCAGGAUUGGACAAAGCUAUACCCUCUCUCCAUUCUCUCUGUCAGUUUAGAGCUGCCACCCAAGGUGGCAUUAUGAUUACAGUUAAAGAGGCUAUUAGUGAUGAAGAUGAAGAUGAAACCCUGUACCAAAAACUGUCCUCAGAGCAGAGCCAGGUGGAGCAUCUUGGGGACUUGCUGUCUCAUUGCCAGGAGUGUGGUUUGGCAGGCGACUUCUUCAUCUUCUGUUUGAAGGAGUUGACUCAUCUGGCUAUGGAAAGUGAAACAGAGUUAAAACCUAAGCCCUUCUCCAGCAAAAGCCUCUUGGAAUUAGAGCAACAUCAUGCAAUUCUUGUGGAAAGCCAGGAACGGAAGCUGCUAGUGCUGCAGCUGCUGGCUGUUCUGUGUGAGAGAAUGUCUGAGCAGAUAUUCACAAACAUCACUCAGGUAGUAGACUUUGUAGUGGCGACACUGCAGAGAGCAUGUGUAAGCCUGGCUCAUGAGGCAGAGAGCACUGUGGAAUCGCAGACACUGAGCAUGUCCAUGGGGCUGGUGGCGGUCAUGCUAGGAGGAGCUGUUCAGUUGAAGUCAAGUGAUUUUGUGGUCCUGAAGCAAUUGCUGCCUCUGUUGGAGAAGGUCUCCAACACGUACCCUGACCCUGUGAUCCAAGAACUUGCUGCUGACCUCCGUAUCACUAUCUCUACCCAUGGAGCCUUUUCCACUGAGACUGUCACCGUGGCUGCCCAGAGCACCCUGAAGAAAAAAGAUACAGAAGGGAAAAUAGGAGAGCAACAAAUUAGUUGUAAUAGAUACACAGAGGUAGCUCAGAGCCACCUUGAACAACAGCUAAGCUGUGAGCAAUCCUCCCAAACAGGCCAGGAGUCUAAUGCUGCAUUUAUUCCUAUGGGGAUCAAUGAGCCCAGUACUACUGCAAACCAGCAAUCUGGAAGUAUAACUACAGGACAGUUCCAAGAAGUUCUUUUAUCAGCUUAUGAUCCUCAGAUUCCAGCACGAGCUGCUGCCUUGCGCACUCUUUCUUGCUGGGUAGAGCAAAGAGAAGCAAAAGCCCUUGAGAGCCAAGAGCAGCUUCUCAAGAUAUUUUUGGAGAACUUGGAACAUGAAGAUUCUUUUGUAUAUCUGUCUGCAAUUCAGGGAGUUGCCCUGCUCUCAGAUGUGUACCCUGAGAAAAUUUUGGUUGAUCUUCUGGCUCAGUAUGAUAGCGGCAAAGAUAAAUACACACCAGAAAUCAGAAUGAAAGUUGGGGAAGUCCUAAUGCGAAUUGUCAGGGCAUUAGGGGACAUGGUUUCAAAGUACAGAGAACCUUUGAUCCACACCUUCCUGAGAGGAGUGAAAGAUCCAGAUGGUAUGCACAGGGCCAGCAGCUUAGCCAACCUGGGAGAACUGUGCCAACAUCUGGACUUCCUGCUGGGUCCUGUGAUCCAUGAGGUGACAACUUGCCUGAUUGCUGUGGCUAAAACUGACCAUGAAGUUCAAGUGCGCAGAGCUGCCAUCCACGUGAUCGUGCUGCUGCUUCGGGGACUCAGUCAGAAAGCUACUGAGGUGCUGAGAGAUGUCCUCAAGGAUCUCUACCACCUGUUGAAGCACGUGGUGCGUUUGGAGUCUGAUGAUGUGGCCAAGCUCCAUGCCCAGCUGGCCCUGGAGGAACUGGAUGAGAUCAUGAGAAACUUCUUGUUCCCACCACAGAAGCUGGAGAAAAAGAUCAUGGUCUUGCCAUAGACCUGACUCAAGGCCAGGAAGGAGCAAGGAGCAAGCAGCCAGAGCAAUGCCUAAGUUUUCCAGCAGGUGGCCUUACUGCCUCUUUGACACUAGCAAUAUGGCUGACCUUGAGAUGACACUGAUUACUUGGGUCUUCAGGCUAACUGUCCUAAAGCAUCUAGUUAGUCAUCUUGCACCCAGCCUGAAGCAUGUGCCAUUAAAAGAAAAAAUAUUACAAAUCUCA
Marmota monax (woodchuck) is the source of this 3580-nucleotide messenger RNA. RefSeq names its product transport and golgi organization 6 homolog (gene Tango6). The transcript has 18 exons. NCBI's taxonomy places the organism in Eukaryota, Metazoa, Chordata, Mammalia, Rodentia, Sciuridae. Gene Ontology annotation, biological process: protein secretion. The record is from RefSeq and is a predicted model, not a curated record. Bases 76 to 3357 code for a protein of 1093 amino acids.